Molecule: messenger RNA, 1030 nt
Organism: Ctenocephalides felis (cat flea)
Lineage: Eukaryota; Metazoa; Arthropoda; Insecta; Siphonaptera; Pulicidae
Gene: alphaSnap
Product: alpha-soluble NSF attachment protein
Exons: 6
Coding region: 103-981 (292 amino acids)
Biological process (GO): intracellular protein transport; SNARE complex disassembly
Cellular component (GO): SNARE complex; vacuolar membrane
Molecular function (GO): syntaxin binding; soluble NSF attachment protein activity
Source: RefSeq, a predicted model, not a curated record
AACCAUUUUGUCAAUAAGAAAGGUCUUCGUAGAAAUUGAUGAUUAAUCACGAAAAAAGUGCUAAAAAUUAGUGUUUAAUUAAUAAAUAUCGUUUAAUUAAUCAUGGCUGAUAACGAGCAGAAGGCCAUGCAACUUAUGGCAGAGGCUGAGAAGAAACUGAGCUCUUCUAAGGGAUUUUUUGGAUCCUUGUUUGGGGGUUCUAACAAAGUAGAAGAUGCAGUCGAGUGUUAUCAAAGAGCUGCCAAUUUGUUUAAAAUGGCUAAAAAGUGGGGCCAAGCUGGACAUGCAUUUUGUGAAGCGGCAGGGCUUCAUGCUAAAGCCGGGAGCAGACACGAUGCUGCUACUAAUUACGUGGAUGCUGCUAAUUGUUACAAGAAAAGUGACACCAAUGAGGCCGUAUCAUGUCUACUAAAGGCAAUCGACAUUUACACAGACAUGGGACGUUUCACAAUGGCAGCAAAGCAUCACCAGAGCAUCGCUGAGAUGUAUGAAACCGAGUCGAUAGAUUUGGCAAGGGCUGUUCAUCAUUACGAACAGGCUGCUGAUUAUUUCAAGGGCGAAGAAAGUAAUAGUUCUGCCAACAAAUGCAUGUUGAAAGUUGCUCAAUAUGCUGCUCAACUCGAAGAGUAUGAUCGUGCCAUCCAAAUUUAUGAACAGAUCGCUUCUGUUUCGUUGGAAUCUUCUCUGUUAAAAUACAGUGCUAAGGAUUAUUUCUUCCGGGCUGCCCUUUGUCAUCUGUGUAUUGAUUCACUAAACGCUCAGCAGGCCAUCGAGAGAUAUAAUAAUCAGUAUCCUGCUUUUCAGGACUCUCGGGAAUGUAAAUUAGUUAUGACUCUCAUAGAGCACAUCGAAGAGCAGAACGUGGAAGGCUUUACCGAUACCGUCAAGGAGUACGAUAGCAUUUCAAGACUAGACCAGUGGUAUACCACAAUUUUGUUACGUAUUAAGAAACAGCUGAACGACAAUCCCGAUUUGCGUUGAUUCUUUAAUAAUUAUUAUUAUUAUGAUUAUUAUUAUUCGAGGCACACAA